Sclerotinia borealis F-4128 is the source of this 654-nucleotide messenger RNA. Lineage: Eukaryota; Fungi; Ascomycota; Leotiomycetes; Helotiales; Sclerotiniaceae. The record is from the annotation of a GenBank genome assembly.
AUGGGUUCAAAUUAUCAAACUUUAAAGCCUAGCUUUAACCCUUCCUCAGAGUUCGACUCAUCCUCACAAAUUCAAGAAGUCAUCAAAGCACUCAACCUUCUACCGCAUAUCGAGGGAGGUUUCUUCGCAGAAACAGAUCGAGCCCCAGAUGUCGUUUCCUCCCCAUUUGGCUCCGAUAAAUCCUCUACAUCAGAUCUUGCACCUCAAAGACCUGGCUUCGACCCCACUGUGCGAAAUUCUUCAACUUCCAUCUUCUAUUUACUUACGCCAAAUGGCCCUCAAGGCGGCUUCCAUCGUAACAAGGGAAGAACGGUCCAUACAUUACACAGAGGACGAGGAAGAUAUGUUUUGAUACAUGCCGAUGAGGAGGGUUCGGAAAAGAGAAUCGAAACAUUCAUCGUCGGCCCAAACGUUGCUGGUGGAGAAAGAUUACAAUGGAUUGUAGAGGGAGGGAAAUACAAGGCAUCCUUCUUGCUACCAGAUGAAGAAGGUGGAAAUGUCAGUCAAGGGCUUUUGAUCAGUGAGACGGUAGUACCUGGGUUUGAGUAUUGUGAUCAUGAUUUCUUGUCUCCGGAGGGGUUGAAAGAGCUUGUGUGUUCAGGAAAAGCAGAGGAAUUGAACUGGCUGCUCAGUCCUUUGGGAAAGGGAGAGUAG